ACUUCUAAAACAGCAACGGGAACAUCGGGUCUGAAUGAACUAAAGUCUAAUCCUUGCAAACCAAGUUUAACAACAUGUUUGCACUGAUAUUCUCCACCUUGACUCUGUCCCUCUGUGCAGUGGGUCUAAAGGCAAACACAGUCAUGAUCCAAUCCCCAGGAGCUCUGGUGGUGCGUGAAGGUGAAACAGUGGAGAUACGGUGUGUCCUGAACAGCACCGAUGUGAAUGACAUUGUGAACAAAUUUGACGUUCACUGGUACAACUCACGUAAUGGAAAACAAAUACUUGGUCUUGAUGUUAAUGGCUACACUUACAGGUCACUGGGCUUCUCCGAUCGAUUUCAGCUUUCCAGGGACGACGCCAGUAACAGCUACUUACUGACCAUCAGAGAGGUGGUGAUUGACGACUCUGCUGAUUACAUCUGUGGCCUUUGGGGGGUGAAAUUUGGAAAUGGAACCCAGCUGAAUGUAACCAUUGCAAAUCCUCCGAUCCUGAUCCAAUUCCCGAGGCUGGAGCGUGUCACUGAGGGUCACACGGCACGGUUACGGUGCUCCAUGGAGAACGCUGAAGUGGGAAACACUGACGUCCACUGGUACCGAGAAUUACCCAGGCAGGACAUGGAGUGGAUUUUAACACACGAGGCAGGAGGCAGCGUACGAAGGAGACCAGGCUUCACUGAGCGGUUCCAGCCGUUCAGAGACGUCUCAAACAGCAGCUUCAUCCUGACGGUCACAAACGUGAUGCUCAAUGACUAUGCCCUCUAUUACUGCACAGUGUGGGGAGAUAUCAGAGGGAACGGAACCCAGCUCAACGUAACCAAUGCAAAUCCUCCAAUCCUGAUCCAAUUCCCGAGGCUGGAGCGUGUCACUGAGGGUCACACGGCACGGUUACAUUGCUCCAUGGAGAACGCUGAAGUGGGAAACACUGAUGUUCACUGGUAUCGAGAACUACCCGGGCAGGACAUGGAGUGGGUUUUAACACACGAGGCAGGAGGCAGCAUACGAAGGAGACCAGGCUUCACUGAGCAGUUCCAGUCGUUCAAAGACACCUCCAACAGCAGCUUCAUCCUGACGGUCACAAACGUGAUGCUCAAUGACUCUGCCGUCUAUUACUGCACAGUGUGGGGAGAUAUCAGAGGGAACGGGACACAGGUCAAUGUCACUAUUUCUCAAAAGAAGGAGAAUCAAGUUGUGAUGAUGUACCUUGCCUGGAUCAUUCUACCUUUGGUGCUGGGAGUUCUUGCUGUUACUGGAGCCAUUUGCCUCAUCAGACACAGAGCUUCUGGAAGCCACCAGUCCUGUAUGUGUAACUAA
This is a messenger RNA of Amblyraja radiata (thorny skate), 1313 nucleotides long. RefSeq lists its product as uncharacterized. Bases 75 to 1313 code for a protein of 412 amino acids. The transcript has 5 exons. Lineage: Eukaryota; Metazoa; Chordata; Chondrichthyes; Rajiformes; Rajidae. The record is from RefSeq and is a predicted model, not a curated record.